GGGGAGUGGAGGGCUUGGCUCCGCCAACGGGGGGCCGGCGGCGGCGGGCAUGGGGACCGCGGUGGCGCACCCAGUGGCGUCGGGGGGGACUGACGUGCAGAAGGUGGAGCAGAAGAUGGAGGAAGCUCCUGUCCGGUGGCGCAGCCCUGACAACGGCCAGACCGGCAUGCAGGCGGGGGUGACUCACUCGUGGGGCAGAGGGCAGACCGUAACUACGGGCGCGCCGCCACCGACUCGGCCGUCGCUGGAGGACAUUUCAGCGCUCAUGUUCCUCAAGUCCAGCGAUGCAGCGCCCAGAUCUCCCGCCAUGUGACACCCGGCCUAACUCGCCCCCAGGGAUAAGGCCGCUAGAUACCCAGCGAGGGCCACAAGGCAGAGGCUAGGGAUGGCAUGCAACCAGCAGCUGGUCAUCCUGGAAGAGAGCUGCAUUCGCGCUGCUGUAAUGAUGAUGACAUUGCGUGGGCUGUAAGGACAAACUCCCUUCAUGGCGCAUUUGCUUUGGCAUGUGGCGCUGCCCUGUGAUCUGCUUGGAUGCCCCUUCCUGCAGAGAUGCAGGGCGCCUGAUGAACCUCAAGAGAACAUGCAAUCAAACGGGAACAGCUCAAUCCUAUCAAGUAGACUUAACCUUGCAGCCUCUCCUCUGCCAGGCCUCUCUGACUGCCUCUGGAGUGACUUGAAGUAUUUUUCUUUCCUGACUGUCUCAAUAAGGCACCUGCUGCUGUUGCAGCUCUCAGCUGCAUGCAGUAAAUGCCGAGUCUGUGCGUAUGCGAGCGAUAGAGGUUUCAAAUAUUAGCUUUCUUUGUUGUCCUGCUUCCUCCCUAGACCUGUUGUCUUGGACUGGACACGGCAUUGCACACUUUGCAACCCAGAGAAUGGGUUGUCGUGCGCUGAAAAUUUGAUGCUGGACAGUCAAAAGUUGGAAAUGUAUCACGAGUCGGACAUGUUGGCUAAGGUGGUGUGUCGCUAUGUACGAUGGUGUAAAACGAGAUCUUCUUUC
Molecule: messenger RNA, 997 nt
Organism: Coccomyxa subellipsoidea C-169
Lineage: Eukaryota; Viridiplantae; Chlorophyta; Trebouxiophyceae; Coccomyxaceae
Exons: 3
Coding region: 485-793 (102 amino acids)
Source: RefSeq, a predicted model, not a curated record